UGUUGUUCACCUGCGGUCACACCCGGGAUCGCCCGGGCACUGCUUCCUCACCUCGCAGAGGCAGCAGGUGCUUCACUGCCGGGCUGCUCCAAGCUCGGGCCCGCUGAAGGCAGCGCAGCCGGGGGGCGAGGGCAGCAGCAGGGCGGGAUGCAGCGCUGGGAGCGGGCCCCGGCGGCGCGGCGGCGCUGGGUGCUGCUGCUCGGGCCGCUGGCGCUGCUCGCCGCCGCCCUGGGGCUGCGCGGCACCGCCCGCCCCGAGCCCGCCGACCGCUCCCGCCUCCACCGGGCGCUGGAGCUGUCCCCCAGCCGCAGCAUCAACUGCUCGGGGGUCGUCCGCGGGGACCAGAAAGCCAUCCGGGAGGCGCAGCUCAGCAACCUCGAAGUGGCGAACAGAAAGGCUUCACCGACGCCCGGGGAAUACCUGAACAUUACGAGGGACUGCAGAGCCUUCAAGGAGACCCGGCGCUACGUCGAGUUCCCCCUCAGCCAGGAGGAGAAGGAGUUCCCCAUCGCCUACUCCAUAGUCAUCCACAACAAAAUCGACAUGUUUGAGCGGCUCCUGCGGUCCAUCUACUCCCCCCAGAAUGUCUACUGUGUCCAUGUGGACAGCAAAUCCCCGGCCGCCUUCCAGGAGGCCGUGCGGGCCAUUGCUGCCUGCUUCCCCAACGUCUUCGUGGCCAGCCGCCUGGAGAGCGUGGUCUAUGCCGCCUGGUCCCGGCUGCAGGCCGACCUCAACUGCAUGCAGGACCUGCUGCAGAGCCCCGUGCCGUGGCGAUACUUUAUCAACACCUGCGGCACCGACUUCCCCAUCAAGACCAAUGCCGAGAUAGUCCGGGCGCUGCAGCUGCUGCAGGGCCAUAACAGCGUGGAGUCGGAGAAGCCCUCAGCCGCCAAGCAGCAGCGCUGGCAGUACCACCACGAGGUGGGGAAGACCAUCUCUCGCACUGCCCAGAAGAAACUGCCGCCGCCCCACAGCUCCCCCAUGUUCACGGGCAGCGCGUACAACGCCGUCACACGGGACUUUGUGCAGUUCGUCUUCGAGAACCCCACGGCACAAAAGUUCCUCGAGUGGUCCAAGGACAGCUACAGCCCCGACGAGCACGUCUGGGCCACCCUGAACCGCAUGCCGGGCGUGCCGGGGGGCACUCCCCCCAGCGACAAGUUCCAGCUCUCGGACAUGAACGCCCUUCCCCGCCUGGUCAAGUGGGAGUACCUGGAGGGGGACAUCAGCAAAGGCGCGGCCUACCCGCCCUGCACCGGCCGCCACCAGCGCGCCGUCUGCAUCUACGGGGUGGGCGACGUGCCCUGGAUGCUGCAGCAGCACCAUCUCUUGGCCAACAAGUUCGACCCCGAGGUGGACGAUGCGGCCCUCCAGUGUCUCGAGGAGCACCUGCGCCACAAGGCCCUGUACGGCCGGGGGCUCUGAGGGGGAGCCGCGGAGACUCUGGCCGGCACCUGUUGCCUUCCGUGGGCGGGUCUAGCCCACGGCGCCCCGGGGACAGCGGGAGAGGAUCCCCGGGCCCCUGAGGGUCCCACGUCUCCGUGCGGCCCCGAGGAGAAGCCCCAUUGGCGGGCGCGGGGCUGCGGCCCCGCCGGGGCUCGGACGGACGGACAGACGGACGGGCCGGCCCGGCGUGGAAGGGCGGGAGGCUCAGCCCGGCCCGGCCCGCGGGGUCCCCUCAGAGAGCGCGGGAGCGCCGCUCUCCCCCGGACCGGCUGGAGGAAGCGAGCGGGGCUUUUCACAGUCCCUGCCUGGGUCUGUCGGCAAAGGUGAGCCCAGGCGCUUGUAGACGGGCAGGGCCGGGUCACGGUGGCUGCCGGUCCGGCUAGGGGCAGAGCUGAAACCACGAGUAAUUUGCUUUUCCACAGAGCACCGCCUGUUCCUGACACCCUCAGCGCUGCUCAGCUGAACAUCUGGCUGCUGCUUUUGCCUCACUUUAAACUUCGGCUCUAUCAAAAGCCGUUAGUCAAAAGUCAACAUUCAAUAAAAU
This is a messenger RNA of Poecile atricapillus (Black-capped chickadee), 1990 nucleotides long. It is a transcript of the gene GCNT3, whose product is annotated as glucosaminyl (N-acetyl) transferase 3, mucin type. Gene Ontology annotation, cellular component: membrane. Gene Ontology annotation, molecular function: acetylglucosaminyltransferase activity. NCBI's taxonomy places the organism in Eukaryota, Metazoa, Chordata, Aves, Passeriformes, Paridae. The record is from RefSeq and is a predicted model, not a curated record. The transcript has a single exon. The coding region runs from base 148 to 1425 and encodes 425 amino acids.